This is a messenger RNA of Rhincodon typus (whale shark), 891 nucleotides long. RefSeq lists its product as uncharacterized. The coding region runs from base 1 to 891 and encodes 296 amino acids. NCBI's taxonomy places the organism in Eukaryota, Metazoa, Chordata, Chondrichthyes, Orectolobiformes, Rhincodontidae. The transcript has 6 exons. The record is from RefSeq and is a predicted model, not a curated record.
AUGAGGAUUGUCAGGCAGUUCCUGUUAGACUGUGGCAGUCACACAGUGGCUGUGAGGUGGAAAGAUGAAGAGGAGGUGAAUAAUCCUGCGAAACCGGGGAGUUUCUCCCGUUAUAGUGAUGACACAGGUGUCAAUAUUUUGCAGCCGCCUUUGAUAAUUCAAGAUCGCAUUGAAUUGAACCGUCUUGUUCAUCUGCGCUGUGUGGUGAGGACUGGGGAAGCUAAUGAGAUCCUGUGGUUCGAGAAUGGGUAUCCCAUUAAAGGUGGUUACAUCUACGAGAUGUCCAUUGACAACAAAACUCUGACUAUAAAUGCUCCACAACUUCCAAGCUGUGUGCUGUAUACCUGUGUGGUCAGAAACAAAGUCAGUGAGAACAGGAACUCCCACUUGUUCCUCAUAGAAGAACUGUUGCUGCUCCAUGAGUUCUCUCUCGUGAGCUCCGUUGUUGCCCUGGUCAGCACAUCAAUGUCCUACGCUGCCGAGGCUUUCAUCCUGCUCCAUGCCUUCCAGGUGUACAAAGUUCACAAGAGACAUGUGAUACUCACUUCUGCUUUUGUCUUCUGCCAUACGCUCUCCUCCAUUUCUCUGCUGAUUUCCACCCUCCUCUGUACUCUAGAUUCAGGUUAUCCUGUAGCGUACAGAAUGAUUGAAGGACUUGCAUUUUUCUUAAUUUUACCAAAUGUCUCUUUCGUUCUCUUCUAUUUCCUGAAACCUGACAGUCAAGAGAAAAGACCGUUUGUGAUCAAGAAAGUCCGUCGUAACUUCUUUCUGGUGAGCGGAGCUAUAGCAAUAACCAUUCCACUCAUUCCAAUUAACAGAGGACUAUAUAACGGUGAGUGUUGCAGUAAACAGCAGCAAGGUUCAGGACUGGUUUCUGUAUGUUGUGAAUGA